Amphimedon queenslandica is the source of this 1493-nucleotide messenger RNA. RefSeq lists its product as uncharacterized. The record is from RefSeq and is a predicted model, not a curated record. Gene Ontology annotation, molecular function: protein binding. The annotation marks the transcript as partial. The transcript has 9 exons. Lineage: Eukaryota; Metazoa; Porifera; Demospongiae; Haplosclerida; Niphatidae.
GGAUUAUUCCAACUAUUAGUGGUCAGUGUUGUCCUCCUACUGUUGCCUUUGCUAUUCAAAAGAUUGCUAAUAAUAAAGCUGUCAUGUUUGGUGGAUCAGUGCCUAGUGAUGAUGGUAGGAGAGAUAUAAUGGUUAAUACAGUCUAUACAUGUCAACUGGAGUCUGAUACUACAUUACACUGGGAGAGUGUUAAGGGACCAGUAGUACCUGCUAGUGUACAGUGGCCUGUGGGGAGACGUUAUCAUGCUAUUACUAGUAUCAUCAGUGACUCACCUACACUAGUAAUAAUAGGUGGGGAGGAUCAAAAUGAUCAACUAGUAAAUGAUAGUUGGUUACUGAAUACUAAUCAGUACCAGUGGAGUAAAAUUGUUCUACCUGAAUCUGUUACUGGUAGAUGGGCCCAUUCCUUAUCAUCAAUAAUGAUGAGUCCAGACUGUGUGUGGUUGGUGGUAGUGGGUGGGAGAGGAACAAAUAAAUGGAAAAAUGUAGGAAGAGGAUAUAAGGAACCAUUUUCUGACUUUAUCACUGAUCCUAAUAUCACAAUGUUAAUAGAACUAGUUUUAAGGGAAGGUAAAUGGAGAGUAAGUGAAGUACUAGAUUCUACUGGUCUGACUACUGAGGCCUAUCAAGACAAGUAUCAGUUAUUAUUAAAAAAGAGACAAUGGUGGCAAGAUCAGUUUAUAGUAUACCCUACAGAGAGAGAAGUAAAACUGCAAAAUUAUGUGGAAUCGUUGCAGCAGAAGUUAAGAGUAUCUGAGGGAAACAAGACCUCACUGCAGGAAGCACUCCUUGAGGCUAGUCAGCAAGACAAGACAAGAGUAGAAGGAGUGAAAGAAACUAAACUAUCUUCAACUAAAGAGGAAGUGUCUACUGGACCAACUGAUGUUUAUAAAGAUAAUGAUGAUCUUAAAGGAGAGGAAAAGGAGGAGGAGCAGACAACAGAAACUAAACAAACAACCAGUCAAGAAGAGAUUGAGAAACUUAAAGCUAAAGUUGUUGAUAGCGAAACUUAUAUAGCCACACUGACGGAGGAGAAAACUUUAACUAAUGAAGAGAAUGAGAAACUUAAAGCUAAAGUUUUUGACGAUGAACUGGUAGUUGCUAAACUGACAAAAGAAAAAUUACAACUGAAGGAAGAGUUGCAGUCAUUGAAAGAUAUUUCAACUGAUACUAAGAGUAUUCAAUGUGACUACUGGACUAAAGCAGAAUUACCAUUUGAUGGUAUGGUAACAUUGGGUAAGAAGGUGUGUCUGUAUAAUGCCAACAGUAGUCAUGAGUUACAGUUGGAUGAAUGUGGUCUUAGCCUCUCUCUACCUGAUGGACUCUUCUCUCCAGUGGAUAGCACUGUCUAUGAAGCUGCUGCUCAAGGUCUAUGGGGAGGAGAUUUUGAGUUCCCUGGAGGCACACAUCUGAUCAGUAGUGUGUGUUACAUAUCUGUGUCUCCUACUGUUCCUGAACUGGAUAAACCAGUGACUGUAGAGCUAGUACAUUGU